Messenger RNA from Setaria italica (foxtail millet), 1589 nucleotides. RefSeq names its product NAC domain-containing protein 72. The transcript is spliced from 3 exons. The record is from RefSeq and is a predicted model, not a curated record. Bases 274 to 1365 code for a protein of 363 amino acids. Gene Ontology annotation, biological process: regulation of DNA-templated transcription. Lineage: Eukaryota; Viridiplantae; Streptophyta; Magnoliopsida; Poales; Poaceae. Gene Ontology annotation, molecular function: DNA binding.
AUAAGCAGGCCCUCCCCUCCCGUCCCCAAAAAUUCCAGCCCUCCAUUUCUCAUUAGCUCUUGCUAAGCUUCUCUCCUUCCCUCCCUCCCCCUCCUCGAGGGCGCGAGCUUUUAGUUCACCAGUUACUCUCUCAGCCCCCGUAGCUUGAUUAGCAGGAGCUUUCUUGGGAAGUGAAUCAGCGGUCGAGGCUGGCAGCUAGGGUUUUGUAGGGGUCGCGAUCGCCUCGUUGUCGAUCGAGCAGGUGUACUAGCUAGCUAGGCCGGGGCUGUGCCGAUGAUCAUGGCGAACCCGGCGACGAUGCUGCCGCCCGGCUUCCGGUUCCACCCGACGGACGAGGAGCUGAUCCUCCACUACCUCCGCAACCGCGCCGGCAACGCGGGGUGCCCGGUCGACAUCAUCGCCGACGUCGACAUCUACAAGUUCGAUCCAUGGGACCUGCCAUCAAGGGCGGCGUACGGGGACAAGGAGUGGUACUUCUUCAGCCCGCGCGACCGCAAGUACCCGAACGGGAUCCGGCCGAACCGCGCCGCGGGCUCCGGCUACUGGAAGGCCACCGGCACCGACAAGCCCAUCCACAGCAGCGCCACCGGCGAGAGCGUAGGCGUCAAGAAGGCGCUCGUCUUCUACAAGGGCCGCCCGCCCAAGGGCACCAAGACCAACUGGAUCAUGCACGAGUACCGCCUUGCCGCCGACGCCCAGGCCGGCCACACCUACCGCCCCAUGAAGUUCCGCAACGCCUCCAUGAGGCUGGAUGACUGGGUGCUGUGCCGGAUCUACAAGAAGACCAGCCACGCGUCGCCGAUGGCGGUGCCGCCGCUCUCCGACCACGAGCAGGACGAGCCGUGCGGCGGCUUCGACGAGAACCCCUACGCCGCGUCGUCGAGCGCCGCCAUGCUCGUGCAGGGCGCGUACCCGGCGCUGCAGGCCGCGGCCGGCGCCGCGCAGAGGAUGCCCAGGAUCCCAUCCCUCUCCGAGCUCUUCAACGAUCCCUCGCUGGCGCACUUCUUCGAGGACGCCGGCAGCGUCGUCCCGGACAUGGCGCGGCUCGAUCAGCAGCACCAUCACCACCAGCACGCCGGCGCCACUCUCCUCGGCCACCCCGUCACGAGCCAGCUACUGGUCAACAGCAUGCACGGGCAGACGAUCCCGCAGAUGGAUUCGUCUGCCUCGACGUCGGCCGCCGCGGGCGACGGCGCUGCCGGCAAGCGCAAGAGAUCAUCGGAGACGAGUACUAACGCCGGCACGGCAUCUGCAGCGAAGAAACCGAACGGCUCCUGCUUUGGUGCAACGUUCCAAAUAGGCAACGGGCUGCAGGGGUCCCUGGGCCACCACAUGCUGCUCCAUUCUAACACGGGGAUGAACUGACAGAUUGGUCUCCACUGAAAGCUACUAUACUCGAGCAUUAAAUUGGGAUUUGAACAUUGGGCUCUAAAUAUAGGGCGGAGAAACAUAAAGAAAUGGUUAAUAUAUGGGUAAAGGGAUUGUACUUGUAGAUUCCAGUAGUAGUGUCAACUAGGGACACCAUAGUUGAUUGGGUUUGUGGUGUGUAAACAUUUUGUUCUCUUGUAUAUAGGGGGUGUUUGGUUCCA